GACCUGCUUGAGGAAUUACAGAAUUCGACAGCCAAUAUUGAUGUACGAGACAGUACUGGCUACACACCGCUUGCCUGGGCUGCAGCCCGCGGCGACAGCCUUUCACUUCAGAUUCUGCUAGACCAUGGCGCCUCCAUUACCCUGGCGAACAAUUUGACGCAGCAGCCAAUUCACCUGGCGGCGCAGACUGGUAACGUGACAACAAUCCGGACUCUUGUAGAAGCAGGAGCGAACAUCAAUGCUGCCAUGUCCGAGACGAAGACGACACCUCUGCAUUAUGCGGCGGAAACCCAAGACGAUAUGAAUCAUGUACUUGGUCUUGUAGAUCUUGGCGCAUGUGUGGAUGGGCGUGACUUCUGCGGAUGGACGCCUCUGCACUGGGCUUGCUGGAGGGGUUACUUGGAUAGUCUAAAAGGUCUCCUAAAAGCUGGGGCUGACGCUCGUACAAAGACGACGGAUGGCAAUGCGGCUGUCAUGCUGGCUGUCACGAACAACAGCUUCACCUGUAUCCCAGCUCUCAUUGAAGCGGGAGCAGACUGCACAGUUGUCAAACCCAAUGGCUGGAGUGUGCUGCAUUACGCUGCU
This is a messenger RNA of Pseudocercospora fijiensis CIRAD86, 585 nucleotides long. RefSeq lists its product as uncharacterized. The record is from RefSeq and is a predicted model, not a curated record. The annotation marks the transcript as partial. Lineage: Eukaryota; Fungi; Ascomycota; Dothideomycetes; Mycosphaerellales; Mycosphaerellaceae. The transcript has a single exon. Gene Ontology annotation, cellular component: nucleus; cytoplasm. Gene Ontology annotation, molecular function: protein binding.